AUGAGCCAUCCAGUAUUGGUGAAAUCGUCUCCUUCAAGCAUUCCUGGUUUCAAAAUCAGCAUCAAGGCCAAAGAGUCAGAGAUAAUGAUGAUGAUGAUGAUGACGAAGAAGCUGGCUUUGAACCAUCGAGUUCUGACGGUGCGGAAAUGGACUUGGCUACAGGCACAUCUUGUUUCAAGAACAGACAAGAAAGGGCAAGCUUAAAGGUUGACGAUGGGAGUGUUUCUAGAAAUGAGCCAUCCAGUUGUGCUGAAAACAACUCCUCUUCAAGCUCUCCUGGUUCCAAAAUGAGCACCAAUAGCCAAAGUACAGAGAUAAAGAAUGAACUGAUUCUAAAAAUGAGCCAUCCAGUAUUGGUGAAAACGUCUCCUUCAAGCAUUCCUGGUUCCAAAAUCAGCAUCAAAGGCCAAAGCGUCAGAGAUAAUGAUGAUGAUGACGAAGAAGCUGGCAUUGAACCUUCCAGUUCUAACUGCAGAAAUGGACUCAGCUACAAGCACAUCUUGUUUCAAAAACAGACAAGAAAGGGCAAGCUUAAGGAUAAGGCUGGUAAUGAAGGUUAUGGUGACGAAGAAGCUUGCUCCGAACCUUUAAGUUCUAACGCACUGUUAGAAAAAAGGACACAUCUUCACGCACAUCUGGUUACAAGUACAGAGAAGAAAGGGCAUGUAAGGGGUAAUGAAGGUGGUGGUGACGAAGAAGCUUGCUCUGAACCUGUAAGUUCCAACGCACUGUUAGAAAAGGACACAUCUUCACGCACAUCUGGUGUCAAGUACAGAGAAGAAAGGGCGAGCGUAAGGGGUAAUGAAGGUGGUGGUGACGAAGAAGCUUGCUCUGAACCUUUAAGUUCCAAUGCACUGUUAGAAAAGGACACAUCUUCACGCACAUCUGGUUACAAGUACAGAGAAGAAAGGGCGAGCGUAAGGGACCCUGAAUCUUCUGACACAGACCAUGAUGUGCCAGUAAGACAACCACAUGCAAAACCUGGGCCGUCCACAACUGUAACCAUGUCGGGUCAUCCCAAGAGGCUUCAGAAACUCGGUGAAGACCAGAGUCAUCUUUUGAAGACGCUGUUCAAAACGAAUAUUGUGUUGAGGAAGGAGCUUAAGCGUGAAGACUGUGAAAGAGUAAUGCAAAAAUAUGAAAUUCUACACGGAUUGUCAUGGAAAAAAAUUAAAAAACACGAUUCAUAACUGGAUUACUGCUGAAAAGUGAAAACAAAAAUGAUUUUAUAGCUUUUUAGCCCACCUGCGCACAAUGUUCUCAUGGUGAGCUUAUGUGAUCGCUUUUUGCCCGUUGUCC
Molecule: messenger RNA, 1299 nt
Organism: Dreissena polymorpha
Lineage: Eukaryota; Metazoa; Mollusca; Bivalvia; Myida; Dreissenidae
Exons: 10
Coding region: 147-1190 (347 amino acids)
Source: RefSeq, a predicted model, not a curated record